UAGAUCGGAAUCGGAAUUACGCGUUGCAUAUAUAUGUCAAACUACUUGGAUUAUUUGAGGUAAAUUAAACCUAUAUAAUGUAAAUAUGUGAGAAUACGGGUUUACAUUUGGAUCACAUUGCAACAACAGCAAGUGCAAUUUUUAUGAUUUUUCAUAUGAACCAAAGUAAAAAUGACUUCUAGCCCGGAAAAUUCAUUUAGAGACACAAUUUUUUAUUGUCUUGAACAGCAAAUUAAUGAACUAGAGUUGUUAAAGUCCAUGUAUCCAAAUCCAGAAGAUAUUGUUCUAACUGACAACAAAGUCUUACAGGAUAUUCAAGAUUUCUUAGAUAAUAAAACAGAUUAUAUUCCUAAUCACCUAGAUUUUGUGAUAAACCUCUUAAUAAAUGAAUUGAAAUUGGAAAUCUGUGUGAAUUUGCCAAGCUUGUAUCCAAAGGAGGAGCCUGAUAUUUAUGUGCGAUGUAAUCAAUUAAAUCGCCAGCAAGAAAAAAGUUUAAAUACUGAUUUAUCUGAACACAUGAAAAGCAAUUACCAGGCUGAUGUUUGCUUGUAUACUGUAAUAUCUUGGCUCCAGGAAAAUAUUUGUAUUGACACUACUAAUACAGUGCAUGAUGACAUGUCACAAGUUGACGAAGGAGCAACGGUAGAAGAAUACAAAUUUGUAAGGUAUUGGAUUUUAUCCCAUCACAUAUACAAUAAAAGGAAAAGAGAAGAAAUAGUAAAAAAAGCCAAAGAUUUAAAACUAACUGGCUUUUGUUUACCUGGUAAACCUGGUAUAAUUUGUAUAGAAGGAAUGGACAGUGAUUGUAAUGAAUGGUGGAAAGAUAUAAAAUCAAUGUCUUGGAAGAAAAUUGGUAUAAGAAAAACUGAAGUAUUUGAACCUUCAGAACAAAAAAAUCAACAAAAGUUCUUUAAAUUUGAGGAAUUACAUUUUCAAAAUGCAUCUCGCUUAAAUAAGCAUGCGGAUAUGAGUGGAUUUUCUAAAUAUUUGGAUGAACAUGGUCUCAUUCAAGCAUUUAAUGAAUUAUUUGGAUUGUCUAAUGAACUACGAAUCUAG
This is a messenger RNA of Hyposmocoma kahamanoa, 1056 nucleotides long. RefSeq names its product RWD domain-containing protein 2B. The coding region runs from base 172 to 1056 and encodes 294 amino acids. The transcript has a single exon. Lineage: Eukaryota; Metazoa; Arthropoda; Insecta; Lepidoptera; Cosmopterigidae. Gene Ontology annotation, molecular function: protein binding. The record is from RefSeq and is a predicted model, not a curated record.